Cladophialophora yegresii CBS 114405 is the source of this 672-nucleotide messenger RNA. Its product is annotated as ATP synthase F1, delta subunit. Lineage: Eukaryota; Fungi; Ascomycota; Eurotiomycetes; Chaetothyriales; Herpotrichiellaceae. Gene Ontology annotation, molecular function: proton-transporting ATP synthase activity, rotational mechanism. Gene Ontology annotation, cellular component: membrane. The transcript has 3 exons. Gene Ontology annotation, biological process: proton motive force-driven mitochondrial ATP synthesis. The record is from RefSeq and is a predicted model, not a curated record. The coding region runs from base 1 to 672 and encodes 223 amino acids.
AUGUCCGCUAGGCUGAUGCGGCCAGCCUUUGCCGCUGUCCGCCGAACCGCCCCUAGAACAGCUAUCCGAACAUACGCUGCUCCUGCCGCCGCAGACACGAAACCCCCUGUCGCGCUUUUCGGUCUUGAUGGAACAUAUGCGAAUGCCCUGUACACGGCCGCCGCCAAGCAGGGCUCUUUAGACCCCACCGCCAAAGCGAUCUCCAGCCUUCUCCAGAUCCUCAAGACCGAUACGAAACUGCCCUCGAUCCUCCUUGCCCCCAUGCUGUCAGACGCGGACAAAUCGCAGAUUAUCGCCGAGCUGGAAAAGCACACUGGAGGCGCCGACAAGAGCGGGACGGUCAAGAACUUCUUGCAGGCAUUGGGAGAAAACAACCGACUAGGCCUGCUCGAAGGAGUUUGCGAGAAGUUCGGUACCUUGAUCAGUGCCGCCAAGGGAGAAUUGGAGUUGGUUGUCACGAGUGCUGCGAAACUCGACGAGAAACUCCUCCGCCGCCUCGAGACCGCCAUCAGCAAAUCCGAGUACAGCCAGGGCAAGAAACUUAAAAUCGUCACCAAAGUCAACCCGGAUAUCAUGGGAGGUUUGAUUGUAGAGAUCGGCGAGCGAACCAUUGACCUCAGCGUGUCGAGCAAGAUCUCUCGGAUGAACAAGAUGCUCACCGAGACCGUGUAA